Molecule: messenger RNA, 1063 nt
Organism: Salarias fasciatus (jewelled blenny)
Lineage: Eukaryota; Metazoa; Chordata; Actinopteri; Blenniiformes; Blenniidae
Product: ependymin-like
Exons: 6
Coding region: 167-808 (213 amino acids)
Biological process (GO): cell-matrix adhesion
Cellular component (GO): lysosome; extracellular region
Molecular function (GO): calcium ion binding
Source: RefSeq, a predicted model, not a curated record
AUGGUCAUCUCAGAGUGACAGCAGAUUGAUGAGGGCUUCCUCGAUGCUGACUGGUUGAUCGCAAAACCCGGAGGCCGGACGCCGUCCUCGCUGUCAGUGUUUAUAAGGAAGACGGACCCACCGUGAGCGCCGCAGUGUUUGGGACAGGAGAGUGAAGUCUGCAAGCAUGAGAGCCCUGGUAGUGUUGGCGUGUUUGCUGGCGGUCUGCGUGGCGCAGAGGCCGAGGCCCUGCAGGAGUCCUCCUCUCUUGUCCGGCGCCCUCAGCGUGUCCACACAGAACGAGAAGCUGUGGACCUACGCCAAGUACAUCUACGACGCUCUGGGACAGAGGGUACGCAUCAGGGAGAUCGGGAGCUACCAGAACCAGACCUUCAAACAAGACGCCCUGCUGCUCUUCAGACAGGGGAUCCUGUACGAGAUUCACGAUCAUAACCGCACAUGCAAGAGGGUGCCUCUGAAGAGUGACUUCCACCCACUCGAGGUCCCAAGAAACGCCUCCCUGCUGGGCCAGGCCGUGGUGGGCAGCUCGUCUGGCCCCGGACAGGGACUCCUGAUCAACAGCUGGUACGGAGACAUCCCCCAAACCGGAGGAAAGUACCUGUUUACCGUGAGUGCGUUCGGCUGCAUUCCUGUCACCGCCGCGGUCCAAACCAAGGAGUUCGGAUGGGUCGCGACAAACUACUUCAACAACGUCAUCGGGAUCCCGGAUCCGUCCAUGCUCAACCCGCCGGACUACUGCCUGAGGGCGGACAUGGAGGACGUCGAGCCGGUGGAUUUCUUCAGCGUGUUCCACAAAAAUAACGAAUGAGUCCAGUCUUUACCGCGUCGUACCCGGCAUGUCUCCAGCGCUCCCAGUUCAUGGGCGUGCAAGUGAGAGUUUUUUCAGUCAAAACAAAUAACAAAAAACAAAAAAGAAGAAGAAGAAUCAUUUUAUUUUGAUCAUGUAAUAACAAAUCUUUAACCUUCGGUCAUUUCCUGUUCAUAUUUACCUGUGCACGUCUGCUUCCUAACUGUGAACGGGCGCCUGAUCCCAUUUUCAAUUAAAAAAAUUCAAGAAUUUCAA